AUGGCAGCCUCGAUUCAGCACCAGGCGCUAGUUUACACAAUAAACGAUGCUGUAGAACUAUGGGACGAGGGUGAAGAUGCGUUGCCUUUUUUGUAUCAUGACUUUGAGGACGAGGAACAAGAAGAAGGGGAAGCGGGGCACGAAGCGUCAAUGUACACACGUUUUCUUCGCUCCUCGGUGGUAGAGGAUGCGACAGACCUCAAGGUUGAUACAGAACCUGGUGAUAUUUACAACAAACCCUAUGAGACCACUGUGGGCGAGGGCGGAGGCGUAAAACGAAGAAGCGGGGUAUCUUUUCAUCGUCACUUACCACCUUUGAGUGAGUCGGGGCGUUUUUGGCAGUUGGUGGUGGCUGCUUUAUGCUGUGUGGUGAUCUCCUCGUCUUACACGUAUAACCUUUACAAUGGGCGGAUACAGUCCAAAUGCAACUUUACACAGAGCCAAAUGACAACGAUGGCAACAAUUGGCGACGUGGUGGGGAUUCUCAUCUUUCCUUUGGGUGCCCUUUACGACCACUAUGGGACGCAACCUAUUUUUAUUACCGCCUUGACGUUAUUUCCAUUAAGUGGUGUUUUAUAUGGUUUAACCUUCGCAAACGUUCUUGACGGCUCAAUGGCGGCAUUCUGCAUCUACGGUUGUAUGCAGGGGCUGGGGACCUCGUUGCUGGACGUGGGUGCCGUGAUGACGUUGCUUUCUAUAUUUCCUGCCAACAAAGGGGCAGUUGUGGCGGUCAUGAAGACAUUUUCUGGGAUGGGGUCUGCGAUUAUUGGCGCUAUCCACUUGGCCUUCUUCUCAGCUGAAAACGACAUCAACACAAGCCGCUUUUUUUACUUUAUUGCGGUCCUGGGUAUGGUGGGUGCUUUUCUUGGCUUCCUCUUUAUCGAGGUGCCGCCGUACAUGAUCCGAGGGUGCGAGCAGCAUGUUCUUACAGAGGCUCAGCGUCAGGAGCGAUAUCGUAUCCGAAGGCAGUUUUUAAGGCAGAAGGCUCCUACAGCUCGGUUUGUCAUUGGAUUUACGGUUGUGAUUUUCUUGACGUUUUUCCUCCCCAUUCAAGGCGCUCUCUCGGCCUAUAUGGAGCUGACGAGGGUUCAUCAUGUUGUCUUUGCUUGCAUUUCCUUCGGCGUUUUGUUGUUUUACCCGAUUAUGGCACUGCCGUGGAAGGCGCUUGACCGAAAGUUGCCGUUGCCGCAUACAGAUGGCUUUUCAGGGAGAUCCAGUCGCGUGGACCGGUUCAGUCGUUUCAGCGUGGUGUCAAGGGACACGAUGGAUAGCAUAGCAGUGGUGCGGGAGAUGGACUACAUUGCGCCACAGUAUCGAACAAAGUUGAUGCAAGAUAUAAAGACAUUGCGGUUUUGGGCGCUGCUUUGGAUGCUGUUUGCAACUUCGGGAACCCAAACCGUGGUGGUAGGAAAUAUGCGGUUUCUCUUCGGGGCUUUGGCAGGAAAGCCGCUGGACGAAUCCUUUGUGGCGUUGCUGGUUGUGCUCACAGGCGUUGGUAGCGGGCUGGGACGUAUUUUUCUGAGCGGGCUGGAGAUGAUGACGCAAAAUCAACCCGUGGAGAAACGCAUUCCCGUCACCUUCACUUUAUUUGUCCCCUCCGUUCUGGUGGUGGUGGCAUUGCUGCUGCUGCUUCUGCUGCCAAUACAUGCACUUCCCCUGCCGUGUUUUAUCUUUGCUUUCGUCAGUGGAGCCACCGCCGCCGCUGUUGUGAUUGUCCUGCGCACCAUUUUUGCAGAGGAUGUUGCCAAACACUACAACUUCUGCUCCGUCGCCGGGAUCGCCUCGUCGCUGUUGAUGAACCGUGUGCUGUACGGCGAGUGGUACACGCGGCAGGCGGAAAAGCAGGGCAGCACCUUGUGCUAUGGUAGGCACUGUGUUCUUGUACCUAUCUUAGUUUGCUUGGGGGCAUCUCUCUCCAGUGUACUCUCUGUUCUCUACAUUCACCGGGACUACAGCAAUUUUUGCCGCAAAAUGCUCGAGUUGCGGGCGCAGAAGCUUGCUGGCCGAAUUUCCCGUGCCGCAAACUAUUCUGCUGGGAAUGGGAUGAGUAACAUCCAUGGUGAUGGCGACGCGGCGUUAGACGAAGCACAGAAGGUGGCGGAAUCCACAGCGAGGAGUUGA
This is a messenger RNA of Trypanosoma rangeli, 2121 nucleotides long. RefSeq lists its product as uncharacterized. The transcript has a single exon. Lineage: Eukaryota; Euglenozoa; Kinetoplastea; Trypanosomatida; Trypanosomatidae. Bases 1 to 2121 code for a protein of 706 amino acids. Gene Ontology annotation, cellular component: membrane. The record is from RefSeq and is a predicted model, not a curated record.